Molecule: messenger RNA, 3825 nt
Organism: Coregonus clupeaformis (lake whitefish)
Lineage: Eukaryota; Metazoa; Chordata; Actinopteri; Salmoniformes; Salmonidae
Product: presenilin-1
Exons: 11
Coding region: 215-1639 (474 amino acids)
Biological process (GO): smooth endoplasmic reticulum calcium ion homeostasis; amyloid precursor protein catabolic process; calcium ion transport
Cellular component (GO): neuronal cell body; cell cortex; cell surface
Molecular function (GO): aspartic endopeptidase activity, intramembrane cleaving; beta-catenin binding; cadherin binding
Source: RefSeq, a predicted model, not a curated record
UAGCGCUGACCAGAGGGGAGGUAUGGCAGCCUGAUGGUGUCUUGAACGCAGAAAGGAACAAUAAGGAAGAGAAUUGCCGGGGUUUCAACGCAGAAUUUCAACACAUUCAACAUUUUCUGUGAAAUUUCAAUCAUAGAAGCAAGCAAGUACCGCCUGUUGAUAAUAGGCAGGACAACUUGGAUUAUAUGUGAGGGGCGAGUCUGUUCUGUCUACCAUGGCCGACAGUGUGGAGGAUAUCGAGAACAACAUGGCGACUGAGGCUCCAGUGCCAACCCAGAACCAGCACCCUGAGCUUGGGGUGACGGGGGUGCGGUCCAGGGGUGGAGGGGGCGGGGCGGAGCAGAACGGACAGCCCCCCUCCACAGCUCCCCCACGACGCCCGCCCCAGGUGGUAGAGAGUGAGGAAGAUGAAGAUGAGGAGCUGACACUGAAGUACGGGGCCAAACACGUCAUCAUGCUCUUCGUCCCUGUCACGCUCUGCAUGGUGGUCGUCGUGGCAACCAUCAAGUCCGUCAGCUUCUACACCCACAACGAUGGACAGAGGCUGAUCUACACCCCGUUCCCUGAGGACACAGACACAAUAGGACAGCGAGCCCUGAACUCAGUCCUCAACGCCACCAUCAUGAUCAGCGUCAUCAUAGUGAUGACUAUGGUGCUGGUGCUGCUAUACAAGUACCGCUUCUACAGGGUGAUCCAAGGCUGGCUGUUCCUCUCUUCUCUCCUCCUCCUGUUCUUCUUCUCCUUCAUCUACCUCAAAGAAGUCUUCAAGACGUACAAUGUGGCGAUGGACUGGAUCACCCUGGCUGUGAUCGUCUGGAACUUCGGGGUGGUAGGGAUGAUCUGUAUCCACUGGAAGGGUCCUCUCCGUCUGCAGCAGGCCUACCUCAUCAUGAUCUCUGCUCUCAUGGCUCUGGUCUUCAUCAAGUACCUGCCUGAGUGGACCGCCUGGCUCAUCCUGGCUGUUAUAUCUGUCUAUGAUCUGCUAGCAGUGCUCUGUCCCAAAGGUCCUCUACGUAUCCUAGUGGAGACUGCUCAGGAGAGGAACGAACCCAUCUUCCCUGCUCUCAUCUACUCCUCGACCAUGGUGUGGCUGGUCAACAUGGCAGACACUGGCCUCGGACACAGACCAAUGACCAGGAAGAACUCAACAGAGGCCCCCAUCACUCAGGCUGAGAGUCUAGCCCUGGCGCUGGGCCCGGCCCCUCUCAGCCCCCCAGAGGAUGACGGAGGGUUCACCCCUAACUGGAUGGGGCAUCAAGAGCAUCAGCUGGGACCCCUCCAGUCCACAGACGAGACCCGACGGGAGAUCCAACAGCUCCCCUCUGCCAGACCACCCGUAAUGGACGAUGAGGACGAUGAGGAGCGGGGAGUGAAGCUGGGUCUAGGAGACUUCAUCUUCUACAGCAUGCUGGUGGGGAAGGCCUCAGCUGCGGCUAGUGGAGACUGGAACACCACUCUGGCCAGCUUCGUAGCCAUACUCAUCGGCCUGUGUUUGACUCUUCUUCUCCUGGCCAUCUUUAAGAAGGCCCUCCCUGCUCUCCCCAUCUCCAUCUUCUUUGGCUUGGUGUUCUACUUCGCGACAGACAACCUGGUCAGACCCUUUAUGGACCAGCUGGCUCUGCACCAGUUCUACAUUUAGCAGGACGUCCCCCCUGCCCUCGCCACACCCCACGGGAGCUCCCAUCGUCUUCGCCAGGGGUGUAUUCAUUAGUGCACAGCGUAGCGAAACGUUUUUGAAAUGGAAAUCUUUUUUUUUUUUUUUUUUACCAAAUCAGGUAGGUCCCUCACCCCGUUUUCAUCCUGUUUUUGUUCGGUUUGGUUUCCUAGUGAAUACACCCUGUGCCAGAGCUCAACCCCCUAACAAGGGACCAGGGGCAAUGCGGGGGGCGUCUCCUGUCUCAUGACUGGACUGGACUUUAUUUUAGUUUUCAUUCUGCCUGGGCUUGGAGGGGGGGGGUUCCCCCCAGUCCUAACCAUGAUGACUUUUGAUUUGUUUAUACUGGCCUCGUUUUAAAAAGUGAUUGAUUUGCCUUCUAAGGUUAGAGGUCACGGUGAGUUGAACUGCAGUGGGUACUACCACAGAGCUAGAAUGAGUUGAUGAUUCUAAUGUUGUUUUGGCGUCACACCCCCCACCACAAAAAUAAAGAAGAAGAAUCCUGACUGGCUGGCCUCCUGAGAAAAGUACUUCAGAGGGGACUUUUAAUAAAACCCAACUGGUGGUUUGGUCCUUUUAACACUCACGAUGAUUUAACUGAUGAUGAUGAGUGGUAAAUGUUUUUGAAUAAUUCUAGUUUGAUUGUUCUUCUUGAAUUGAACUGUCAAUAGCCAGACCUUUUGCUUUGUCCAUCCAUCACAACUCCCAAGGUUGUAUCCCAAAUGGUACCCUAUUCCCUCUAUGGUGCCCAGGGCCUUGAUCAUAAGUAGUGCACUAAAUAGGGAAAAGGGUGCCAUUCGUCCUGCAUUCCAGGAUUCAUUUCCAUGUUUUGUUUAUUGUUUUUCAGUCAGACGUUCAGACCGUGAAACCAAAGGGCCUGUGAGUUUUACACAGUGUUUGCUGGCCCACAACGCUUCUUUUUACUGAACAGGGUGGUUUGAAACUGUAGCAAUUGGAUCAACGCCUAUAGCAGCUUUGAGUUCUGUCACCACCACCACCCUGCAUCAUAAAACACCACGGUUUGGUUGACCGUGUCUAAAUCUAUACGUGUUGUUGAUUCUAGCCUGAUUCCAGUGUUUGUCAUGACAAUGGCAGGGUUGGGGUCAAUUCCAUUUUAAAUUCCAGUCGGUUCAGGAAGUACACUGAAAUUCCAAUUCCAUAUAUCUCCAAUGCUUUUCAAUGAGGAAAAUGUGGAAUUGGAAUUUGUUUUACUCUCUGUAUUGACUGGAUUUGGAAUGGAAUGGAAUUGACCCCAACCGUGAUGAGUGAGUGACAGGGAGUUGACAUGUUAGCACAAACAGAUCUGGGACCAGGUGAUGUUGAUUGAUCCACACUAGAAUCAUCAGUGUCUCUGCUGUUGUGGCCUGGUUCUGUCCAACAGUCUGUUUCUCCUCAUGGAAACAAACAGAAUCUUUUGGCAUGACGUCAUGACAAUUAAAUUGACAAGGAGUUGACAUGAUAGCACAAACAGAUCUGGGACCAGGCUUCCUCUGUCCUAUUCUGCUUUCAUGACGAGCAAAAAAGUUGAUCAUGUGUGGCGUCGAACUGUUAGGCCCACCUAGUUCUUUAAGGGCUGGUUUUCAUGGACACAUAUUAGGCUUAGUCCUAGAACUAAAAAUACCCAUUGAAAUCAUAUUUUAGUCCAGGGCUUUGCUUAAUCAGUGUCUAGGAAACGGGCCCUAGCGUUGCACUCCAGUUAAACUCUUUGCUGCAGAGUGACCUGCACAUGAGGUCAUAAUGACAUGAAAUGAUGAGGUCAUAAUGACAUGAAAUGAUGAGGUCAUAAUGACAUGAAAUGAUGAGGUCAUAAUGACAUGAAAUGAUGAGGGCAUAAUGACAUGAAAUGAUGAGGUCAUAAUGACAUGAAAUGAUGAGGUCAUAAUGACAUGAAAUGAUGAGGGCAUAAUGACAUGAAAUGAUGAGGUCAUAAUGACAUGAAAUGAUGAGGUCAUAAUGACAUGAAGUGACGAGGUCAUUGUGGUGAUUUCUUACUUUGUAAAGAUUAUGUUGGGUAACUGUCUUUUCUCUCCACGUGCAUUAUGCAAGGUUGUUCAUUUCCUUUUUUUAAAUAAAUGAAUCAAGAAAUAAACAAAGGUAGCAUAUCAGUAAUUUCUUGAAAAUGUUUCAGUAGAUUCAUAAAUAAAUGUGGGAACCCUUUCCCUUAGUUACAA